Nelumbo nucifera (sacred lotus) is the source of this 1543-nucleotide messenger RNA. RefSeq lists its product as uncharacterized. Lineage: Eukaryota; Viridiplantae; Streptophyta; Magnoliopsida; Proteales; Nelumbonaceae. The record is from RefSeq and is a predicted model, not a curated record.
UUUAGGUGGUCUCUUUUCAGGGCUUUAUCUAAUUAUCUUCUUAAAGAACCAACCCUGAAGUCAUGACCCUCAUCCGUAGAUUUGUGGAGUUUGGACAGCUCAGUAGAGAAGAAAAAUGCAACAAGGAGUGGAGAUGAUGAAGGUCGACAAUCAGGCCACGAUGACGUUGAAGUUGGGAUUACCUGGCCUUCUCAGAGAAUCGCUGAAAAUCUUUCACAAAAAUCCCAAGUUCAUCUUCUUCACUUUCCUUACCUCCAUCCCUCUGUUCUGCACCAUGCUACCCCACGAAAUGUUGUUCCAACGAGCCCUGAUGGAAGCGGUAGCAACUCUAACAGUGCGUACCGAAUCCACUGAUUCCAUCGACAGCCCAACUUACUACGCCGACGAACAGCUUCGGACCAUAGAAGGUUUGGUCUGGUCCAUGUCACACCAAUUCCUCAAGCUGGCUCUUCUUUAUUUGUUUCCUCUCCAUGUCUGCGACCUCCUCAGCAUUCUCGCAACUGUUGAUUCGGCAUCGGCAAUUUAUGCAGGAGAGGAAGGGACGGAUGGUGUGAAGGAGAUGGUUCAGAGACUCAUCACCAGAACAAGAUGGAAAGGGCCUUUCAUCACCUCCAUCUUUGUUCUCACCAUGUCUGCUGUAAUUCUAUUCGAAAUCAUCUUCAUUGUGGCAUUAAGCUACUAUGCACCAGGGAUCAAUCUGUCUGAAUUGUUGUAUGGGCUGUUGAAUGCGGCGUUGUACGCUGCAUGUUUUUUAGUGCUAUUCAAGAAAUGGUUGGAAUGGAGUGCUGUAUGGAACAUGGGCGUUGUUUUCUCGAUCCUGGGGAAGAGACAUGGGAUCGAAGCCUUGGAGUUAUCGGCGUAUUUUAGCAAUGGUAGCUGCAGGCAGCUCGGGUUUCUUCUGAUGCUUGGUUUGUUCGUGUGGAACCUGGGGUUAAGGCUGAGCUGCUUCCUCCUCCUCCAUUUGGUGGGACGCCAGGGGAAUCAAUGGACUGAAAUUCUGGCCACGUCUGCACAGGUUAGCUUGAUGUGCUUGGGAAAUGUCUUCAAGUGGGUGACCUUCAUGGUUUACUAUUACGAUUGCAAGAACCGCUUCUCCGAAAAGAAAAUCCAUGUGGAGGAAGCAUCAAGUGUUUAAAAGUCGUCCAUCACACUGUCAUACGGCCUGUUCCCCCCCCCCCCCUUUUUUUAAGUUUCGUGAUAUUUAAUUAUCUACCGUUUGAUCGCACGCGACUUGUAUAACAAGCCAAAUUUAGUUGAUUAAUCAGAUCAGAUCCAGAUGGCCUAAGAUCACAUAACCCUCAACUGAGUGUGGAUCCCACCGAAAUAUAUUAGACAGAGGAUGAAAAAAAAAAGAUCAAAACCGGGUCCAUAAUCCUACCAGUGGUAGAUUGGUAGGAGCAAGGUUUUAAAAACCGGACCGGACAUUGGCAACCGGUUCCCGGGUCAAAGGGCCUGAUCAUCCGGCUCAAACAGAUGGAUCAUUCUGAUUUAAAAUAAUAAAAUAAAAGCGGCUAAAAACUGCUGUUCGGGUCCAUGGUUCGAC